AUGGGAAUCCCCUCUGUCUUCCUCGCCAGUCAGCCAGUCUCACGUCAGUCUCUUGGUGCACUCGGACGACUCCUCUCACCUCGGCUGUCCUUGUUCGCCGGUCUGCAGUUUAUUUUGGCCGCUUCCGUCUCGAUCAGUCGGGCAAAUCGACUGAAAAUAUCGUAUUUUGAGUUGAGCCUUGGAGUCUUCGAGCGUCUCGCCCGGAGUUCGAGCAGACGAUUUCCAGGAACGUGCUCCGUCUUUCCUGCUCCCGACGAACCUCCGGAAUGGGAGCGAGAUUCCAGGGAAGGUCAGACCGUGAGGAACGAGAGCCGCUGCAUCCCGUUAUCGAACGUGCCGGUCCACGCGCGUUCCUCGAUUUUCCCCCUCCUCCGACGCCCGUGGGUCGACGCGUCGAGUCGCUCCACGCGUGCAGCCUCCGGGACCGACCCGGCCGGCCCCCGUGAAGGGGAUGAGAAAUCCGGCCUUCGCUAUCCAGGUCACGUGAUCCUAUUUCGCCACUGUCGAUCUACCGUCUGUCCCACGCUGCCUUCGGGCGGCGAGGGCGUCACCUCCAUCCUCCGGGAGGGAGUGCUUCGCCCUCCCCCGCGUCCAUAG
Messenger RNA from Darwinula stevensoni, 597 nucleotides. The record is from the annotation of a GenBank genome assembly. Lineage: Eukaryota; Metazoa; Arthropoda; Ostracoda; Podocopida; Darwinulidae.